Molecule: messenger RNA, 11841 nt
Organism: Cuculus canorus (common cuckoo)
Lineage: Eukaryota; Metazoa; Chordata; Aves; Cuculiformes; Cuculidae
Gene: MRPS27
Product: mitochondrial ribosomal protein S27
Exons: 11
Coding region: 58-1281 (407 amino acids)
Cellular component (GO): mitochondrion
Molecular function (GO): protein binding
Source: RefSeq, a predicted model, not a curated record
CGCCGCCGCUCUUUGCAACUCCCCCUCGUUUCCCCCCCCCCAUCCCAGGUCGGCGCCAUGGCUGCCCUGGCGCUGCGGCGGGGCGCGAUCGGCGGCAGGAGGGCACUCGGCACCGCGGCAGGUAAGAGAUACCUUCUUUCUGCGGCCUAUGUGGACAGCUCAAAGUGGGAAAGUAGACGGAAAGAGGAGCAUAGCCUGGCUGACUUGGCCCACCUAAUGGACAGAACCUAUGACAGAAAGCUGCCUGUCAGCUCUUUGACGAUAGCUCGGUUUAUUGACAACAUUACUUCGCGAGAGGAAGUGGAUCAAGCGGAAUAUUACCUUUACAAGUUUCGACAUAGUCCAAACUGCUGGUACUUGAGAGACUGGACCAUCCACAGCUGGAUCAGACAGUGCUUAAAGUAUGGUGCACAAGACAAAGCCUUAUACACAUUAAAAAACAAAGUUCAGUAUGGAAUUUUUCCAGAUAAUUUUACAUUUAAUAUUUUAAUGGAUUGUUUUAUAAAGCAGAAGAAAUAUGAAGAUGCUAUGUCAGUAGUAACAGAGAUCAUGCUGCAAGAAAGUUUUGAUGAAUUCUCAACACAGCUUCUUUCUCUCUAUGUCUUAUACCAGUACCUGGCAACUAAGUCUGAAUAUACGUGGGAAGAGAAGAGAAAUCUUGGAGCAUCGCUAGUGCUUACGGGUCUGAAGCAGACAAACACUGUGGGUUUUAGCUCCCAGCUGUAUGGCUAUGCAUUCCUUGGGAAGGUGGAGCUGAAUAAAGGGCUAAGAGCUGUAUACAAUCUAAUGCCACUGAUGUGGACACCUGGAUACUUGAAUAGAGCCUUGCAAGUGAUGGAGAAUGUAGCAUCGUUGUCAGGGGACAGCAAAAUCUGCAAAGAAGCUAUUGAUGCUCUGGAGACCAUUUUGCAGUCUGUCAUUGACGCAAAACCUGGUCCAGAAUCAGACGAAGUAGUCAAGGAAUCAGCGCAGAAGUCACAGUGUGCAGAAUCAGAAGAAACAGAGCAAUCUAAAGCACCUGAGUACUACAGCCGAUUCAAGGAGCUGUACUCUAAGCUGCAUUCGCUUGGCAAGGUUGAAUCUGAAAGUCUGUUAACCCUGACCACCCAACUUGUCAAGGAAAAGCUGCCAGCGUGUGAAGUGGAAGACAUUGCAAAACAUGAGCAGAAGCUAAAGGAGUGGGAGCAAGAACAAGCCACUCUCAUUGAGAGAGAAAAAGAGAUGAGAGAAAAGGCUAAGCAGGAAAUGGAGGCUAGGAAGCUAGCUAAAGCAUCUGCUUAGCACUGGAACUCAAAGACUACCAUAGUGGUCUGUCAGGGAACUGAAGUGCUCACCUUUAUUAAUAUUUCACUUCAAUCCUGUUGCAAGUAUAACUGUCUGUGACUGCUAGAUGUAAAUUAAAUUUUUCCCAUUUUGCCUGUUUCGUAAAGAAAAGCACAUGGUUUAGAAAUCAUCGUCUUGUAUGUGGUAUAUUUUCCUCCUGACAUCAUCCAGGCAGAGGGUGGUAUGGAAACAACACAAAGAAACAAAGCCAUAAGAAGUAGCUUGCCUGUGAUGAAAGAUGUAGAGUGUGGAAGAAACAAAAGAAGAGGGAAGAAUUUCAAACACAAGUUGUUUCGGUAGGGGUUUCUCACAGGAAAGAAUGCCUUGGCUAUUCUGAACUUGAGACGCUAAGAGGAUUAGCGUAUAUUGAUUGCUUUUUUCCCCCCCCAACUCAUUUGGAAAAUUCAGGCUGCUACACAUGGAGCUGGUAGCCUAACUUUAGGCUUCUUUUAAAUUAAAGAGUUUCAGCCUAUAGAGUUAGCACUUGAACAGGUUUUCAGAUGUGCCUUCCCUGUAGGGAAGUUAGAAAUUCUGACUUUACUAGGGCAGCUCUGCUCCACUUUUAAGGUCUGUAGAGAAAUAUGCACAAUCAGCUCUGCAAAUACUAAGGAGGCUUAUACUGCAGUGCAGUUUUCUUUUAUAUUCUGAGUGCUGUUUCGUGAGGUUUUUGUCCUAAAUCCCUUCUUUCUUCAGUUGUGUACACAGUCCCAUGCCCAUUCUUCAGACUGCUAAAAUAAUGUAGCUAUUCACACAAGCACGGGGAAACAGCAAAGGAGGAAAGAAUCACACUACAUCGGUCGUGAGAUGCAUCAGCAUCCAUCCCUGCUUAGGUUUCCCUGUUACCACAGAUUGUCAUCAGCUGCAGCCAGUGACUUGGCAGCAAGUACCUUGAAAACAGGGAGACCCUAGCAACAGCCUGCUGUAUUGCAGCAUGUUAUGGCAAUGACAUAUGCACCUGUCUUGCCUUACAGCGAUAAAACCAGCAUAACAAACUCGCUGUAAAUCCAGCGAACAUGCUGCAAAUCUGUGAAGUGGACUUGUUUUAAGUUUAGGAAAGUAUCUUCUCUGCAUCCACCAAAUACCUCUCUUAACCCCACCAAAUGCACUCGGAGCCUGAUUGCGCUUUCACAUUCAGGAACAUGGCAAUAACACCCUUUACCCCAUCUUGUCAGUAAAUCCCAUUCUGGAGUAAGAGUGUGCUUUUUCCAGGUAAGUGGAUGAUUUUGUGGAUUGGCCUAACUAAACAACAGUGGAUUUUCCUGGGAACCUUUCUCUCAAGUCUCCUGAAAAUUUUUCCUCUUUUUUUGUCUAAAUGCUUUCUGAUUACUAGGAGUAAAAAGUUAGGGAGCCUUGAGGGAGAGUAGGAGGCCAAGCACACUGUAAAGAACAAUUUUCUGAAAAAAUGGCCCAAUGGUGGUCUUCACUCCUAGUUCAGCCACAGGAGACCAAAGUGUCCCUUCUGCACACGUAUUUCUGUUUUUCAGUAUCAGAACAUGGGUUGUACCUCCAAAGAUUCACAAUUACUGCUGCAUCCUGAUUCCUUUCUCAGCUUCUUUCCACAGGCACGGCCUCUCCCUCCUGGGAUAUCUACACCACUGCAGUCUUAAAGAUGCUUCUUGCUGACGCAUGGCUUCUAGCCGCUGCAGCUGCUGAUCCUGUUGCUUACAAGACACUGUUUGGCUAGGCCACAAUGGGCACAGCCACAUUUUUCCUUGUUUCUUGUUAGCAUCUGUUUCUUGGCAGCACAAGGAGCCUGUUUCUGGCCCCUCCUCCACCCUACAUCACCCUGCUUGGUAGAUGCGUCAGGCUGCUAAUGCUAAUUGGGCUCCAGCAAGCUGCCAGCUGCUGUGUGCCCUGCUCUCUCACAGAGCAUGCUUCCCCCCCUCCUCCCUGCUGCUAACCCUCUGUUCCAUUUAUUUAGACUUAACUAUUAGAGCAAUAGAAAAAAAAAUCCUCUGAGCUCUGAGUAAACUGUUGAUGAAUAUUGCAGGUUGCCUCCCUGUUUUACUCCAGACUCUGCAGGUUUGAACACUCUGAGCCCAGGCCAAAGCCUAAACUCAAACAGUGCAGAUACAACCUUUCUCUGCCUUCAUUCUAAUCUCCUCCCACACCCUGCUGUGACCUUAGGAGGUGCGUGGGGGAGUCCCUGCAAAAUGCUUCACAGGGAGCAAAGGAGAUUCCUGGGGCCAGAUGAAGGACAUCAAAUCCAAGGCCUGAAGUGGAGUGUCCAGACCUGUGGCUUAAGGAGCCAAGAGUUUGACAAGCCCUUUCUUUUAUCUGUUCCCUCAGUAUCAGGCUGAGUGAGAAGCCACUUCUGACACUUCCACUAGCUGCAAACCACAGCCCAUCUUCUGACCCCCUCAUGCCCCAGCCAAGUAUUUAUCCAUGUUCUAGUAGCCUCCAUCUUGCAUCUCUCCAUGCUGUGUCUCAGUGCUGACUCACUAAAUAGAGCCCACCUUCUGCAAAAACAGUGUUUCCUCACCUAGCAAAUCGUCACACUUCCCACAAGCCUACAUACACCCUCUUCAGUUCUUCAGAAAUCCUCAUUGCCGCUUUUCCUUUGACCUCAAACCUUUGAUCCCCUUCAAGUUCUUCCCAAAUGUCAUCUCAUGUUUAUUUCUUCCCCUUUUCAAGGGAGACCAACCCUGUCUCUUUGCCCUGCACCCCUAUCUCAGCAGCACGCCCCUGCAUCAGCAGACAGCAGCCCAGGGCACCCAGUGCUCAAGAAGCUUGAGUUUUGAGGCCCCUGGACAGAGCUGACUCUCAAGAGGUUUGAAACAUGAAUUAGCUGCUUGAGGGAGUAGAGGAAGGUACUCUCCUCUUUAGUGCUCUCUCCUCCCUGCUAGCCUUGAAGGUCAACAGAUCAUCUGAGACCAGUGCUGUUCAGGCAUGUGCUUGGCUUCCCAAGGGGGACAUGGACAGUAGCCGUGCACAACAAAUGCAGCACCAUGAAAAAUCGACAGAAUAUUAACUAACUCAGCUUGACUUACCUGCUUUUCUCCUGGGAAGGUAAGGUAAGCUUGGCUGUUUGCCCCCUUGCAUAAAUUACCUUGCACACACAACCUGUUUUUCAGCUGCUUUCUGGAGUACUCUUAAAAAGAAAUCUGAAAAACACUUGUAGCAACACCUAGGAGUGAAACUGGACCCCAGGUAGUCAAAAGCUGUUCUGUCUACUCUACCGCAUUGCUGUGCGCACUGCUGUGAUAGCCAUCACCCACUGUGAUGCAGCUGAAUGCAUUUAAACGGAGGCUGAUAAACCACACAGCAGAUUUUGUUCCACUGCUGCUUAAACCUUUUGUUUCAUUGCUGCUAAUGGAAGAAUAUGGAUAUGUAUAUAUAUGCAUAAUAAAAAAAACCCCAAACUUCUCUACGAACAAAAAAAAAGUUGCUGAUUUCAUCCAGUCCUUGUCAGUGUAUUUCUAAAUCACAGGGAUGCAUCCUUCUUCAUGGAAGUCUUGAUAAUUUGCCUACUCUGAAGGGAGAGGAAAAUCUCCCUGUUCUAGAAGCAUUACAUUUACAUGCAGUCACUGGGCUGUGCAUGCAAACAACGUGACUGGUAGCCUUAAUCAUAUGUGCCUGCACUAGUGCAUAUGGUACAGCACUGCCAGCCUUGCAAUGCUAGGCAGUGUUAACAGCCCUGCCAUGUUUCCCUAGAUGUGGGAGAGAGCCCUUCUUGCAACAAUGCUAGCCAAAAGAAACAGAAACCAGUAUAAAUGCAAGGCCUGUUGGCUUGAAAUUGGCUGCUGAUAGGAAACAAACCAGCACUUUAAAGGUUAAAGCUCUUUGCUCUAGUUCAAAAAGCAACUUCCCAAUUCAAAGUCAUGUCAGUCACUAAAUACGCUGCUUAUUAGAUAAGUCAAUAUUUAACUCUUCCUCCCACAAGUGUCAUUGGCAGAACACUUCUAGUGAAGUGCUGAAGGUCAUUAUCCAUUAUUCACAAGAGGAAAAUUUAUAUGUUUAUUCCUAUGUAGCUCAAAUAAAAGUUGCCUGAAGGCUUGCACAGAUGGGCCAUAUUUGUGGUAACCAACCCUGCCAAGAUAAGGUUACUAGGUGUUCCUGGACCCGGUCAGAUGCUGUGUUUCACUCAUAGUGCUGGUAUCGAGCCCACUACAGGGCUUGAAGGCACCUGCUCCUUCCCCCCAUGACCUGUCCUAGCUGCCCGCCUGCUGUCCCCAGGACUCCUUGGUCACUCUAAAACUCUUAAGACCAGGAUGACAACCUACCCCAGGUGCAGAUGAAGGCUGGCUGAUAAGAAGCAGCUUCUGACCUGAGCAGCGAUCACUGUUCUGCUGAGACAGAAAGAAGACAGCCUGAGACAGAGCUUAGCAAGUGUCCUCUCUUAUCCCACCUCUUCAGAAAGCUGAGAGUCAUAGUUAAAAAUGAGAAUUUCACCCUUGACUUUAAGGGAGGCAAGAUGUCCACUAAUUGCUUCUGAUUCUGCAAGUUGGUGCUGUUUUUGCUGGGGCUGUUUAUGUAGAAACUACAACUGAAUGCUGCAAAACAGAUUUCUGGUGAGUGUUUGAGCAUGUCUGUGGAAAGUAAACUUAAAAUUACCUUCUCAGAAAUUUAAUGAUAGCAAGCGUUGAGAUGAGGACAAGGCCCUUCAACUGAAGAAGAGAAACUACUACUGAUACAGGCAACAAACAACCUGAAUUUGGGACAGUGACUCCUUCACAUUAAAAUUGUGGAAAAUGAAGUAGAGGUGAAGAAUUAAUGACAAAACAUUAAUUCAAGAGUAAGCUAAGAUACUAAAUGUGAUUGAUGUUAAAAAACUGUACCAUCUACUCUAGGUCAGUAUCCCUGGAGAAAUAUGCAUAUCUUUCAGUAAUCACAACAUUGUUACAGAACUCAGCUAGCAAUGCAUGGUGCUAACUCUGUUGCUGAUCUUAAAUCUUUCUCAUAAACUCAAGUCCACUCAACCCAUUCUAAAUUGUAGAUGCUCUACGCACAGACAUAGCAUUACAGCUCCAUUGACAAGCACAUUAGAUUAUCAGGACAAAAUUCAGCUUUUAGUAUGUUUUAUUUAUUGCAAAUCCUGUCAACUUCUCCCUUAAAUGAAUUGGAAAAGAAACUUUCAAGCUUGUUCUGGUCCUUGCACGUGGUAACUGCUGCUAUAGUUACAUCUUUGGAAACUGUAAACUCUUCCUGGAAUACUGAUUUACACUCUAUGGGGAUUAUAUUAAGUGGCUCUGUGGUUCAGUUUACCUUCAACUCUUUAAGCAAAGGAAGUGACACAACUGGCCUGAGAUAACAUGAGGUUUGUAAAAGCUCAAUCCAAAUUAAUUUCUGGACCUAAACAGGUAUACAGGGUGCAACCUUGGUGUAUAUAGAUUAUGUAUAUUUGGCUUUGUUUGUAUUGAUGUAAGUUCAAUCUAUUUCAUUUAUCUUCUCACUGUAAUUCACAAGCAUGGGCAACAGACUAAGCUGCAGUAUGAUGUGUAAAUCAUGGCAUAUACAAUUGUUUUGGCAGUGAAGCUGGCAGCAGAUGCACAAUCACCCUCCACCCCUGCCUUGCCAGCUAUUCACAUGGGAGCUUGUUGAUGCUGGAGUUGCUGAAUUGCAGAUAAGCAGCUACAUCAAAUGGUAAGGAUCCGUGAGAACCAGUGAACAGAGCACAUGCAGACUAUGGUGCCUGCUAAUUUAGUUCUUUAGUUUUCCCCAGUAUUUCAUUUCUGGUGGAAAUGAUGUUAAGCGUGGAGUCAAACCCCAGCAAAUUCUCUUAUAAGCUGAGGACAUUCAGCAUCACUCAGCCUCUGGUGCUUUUGGUCUGAAUCUGAAGAGAGUAGACACAGCAAAAUAGAGGACAAUGCCCUGGGGUCUUCCUGCUAGAGUGGAUUGGCCCUGUCUGUGGGAAAUUAAAGCAGGUAUCACAGCAGUAGGCAGUGGUUAAAAAACUGUUCACUGAGUGAAGGUUGCAUGCAAUGCAUAUGCAGCAGAUGUACUGUGUUCCUCCUAGAGGCACCCUCUAGGAAGUCAAGGAACUUUGCUGCAGUGCUGGGAAUGAGCUGGAUCUAUGAGAUGUCACCAUGGCUAUUAUUCAAGAGACCGCUGGACAUCUCUUUUUAGCCCAUCCUAGGAUGAAAAUCUAGUUUCUUCUCAACUACGGAACAGUCUCCAGAUCUAGAAUGCCACAAGACGGAUCCCCCAUUUUAGAUGGAUCAAAAAGCUCCGAGGACUAUAAUUUUCCCAUGCUAUCUGAAAUACUUCAUAAAGUGAUUGGUUGAAUUUAUUAAUUAACUAGUGGAAAUCAAAUUUCUUCUCCUCAGCAGCUGUUGAAGAAAGGAGCUUUCAGUUGCCAUCUGGAAGCAGCAAGCCAAACGCUACAGACCAGGCUGGCCUGCUACUAUCUGCAGGUCCCAGGGGUGUUCCCAACCUGUGCAAAUCCAGAACUUUACUUUGCAACUGAAUAAUUCGGUCUGAAGCCUCACCUGGUGUGCUUUGCACAAUCAUUUUAAUGUAUUUUAAGUAGCAUCAGGCUACUCUAGAACAUCAGCCUAAAAAACCUUGAUUGAGACAUGCAGGAUUGUACCUGGGAUAGAAGUUGACUGUCCUCAUCUGGUCUUCAUUUCUCUCUACUUUGCCACACUCAGUCCAAAUACAGUAUUUCUUACUAAUAUCAUUAGCAGUUAUAAAUGAAACGUUAGGUGUUGAAGAUAGAUAAUGGCCUACAAGAAAGACUGCUGUCUGCGGGUGAAGGAAAUCCUACAGGGUCACUGGUUGUCCUGGGAGUCAGUGUUCCUUGCUUCCUGCUGCCCCAGCUUUUACCUGCUUUCACAUCAGCUCCCUGAUUUAAAAAACCUAAGUGCUGACUGCUGCAUCUCACCGUGUCAGGUAACACAGCAGCAGGCAAAAGUACCAAGGCAGAACGCCUGAUCUUACAGCACCCCUUUAACAGCAGUAGAAGAAAAGUCUGAUGUUUAUAAAAGUAAAAAACUAAGCUGAGAGCUCAGCUUCCCCAAAUGCUCCAUCCCCUCACACCAGGAUUACUGGGCAGUGGCAGUCGGGAAAGGCCCACGUCCAUUAGAGACAAGCUGAGUACUCUUGUUGAACAGCAGCAAAUUUGGAAAAGACCUUUUCCAAACUAGGCUCAGUUUGAUCUAAGUUUAUUGGGUAUCAUCUCUGACACAGCCCCUUGAAUGUGUACUUAGUGAAAACGAACUCUUUUCUCAUGCUGCUGAGGGAUACAGAAAUGAGAACAAAAGGAAGCUGUAUCAUGGUACCUCACGGUAAUGUUUUAAAAGUUAAAGAGUUAAAAGUAAUCUUGUGCAUUUAUUUUCAAACUUCUAAACAGAGAUAGGUUCUUAUCUCGCAUUUAAAUAGUCAUUGGUCUUUUGAGAGAAAACCCAUGUAGGAGGUAAUAAUGACUGAAAACAAGGGAAAACUUAAAAGAUACAUGCACAAAACCAAGAAACAUGUCAACACCACUUUACCACUUUUGUAUUUUAUUGUGGAACUGAGUUUGUUUCCUUUACAUCAAAUAUCCUCAAUGGAAGAGGGGAUAUUGCACACAAAUAUCAUAAAAGCACUACAUAUUACUUUCACUGGAAACUAAUUUUCUACAUUAGAUAUGACUGGAUAGAAUAGAAGUGAUGCAGGAUUAUAAGACAUAAUACCAUACACAGCUGCAGACUGACACAAACACCAUUCAGAACAAGAGAGAGGAGGUGUGUGAGGUGCUUCUCAGCCAGCAACAAGACUGUUUCUUUCCAUAGUUUGGAAGAUAAUGGCUGCAUGCAAAUGCGUGAAAGCACAUUUCGAAUUUCCCCUUUUACAGUUGUGAUUACAGCCCAGUCUUGAAGAAGUAGCUUCUGCCAUCUGAGCUCGUUGCUAAUCUAGUUUGGAGAAGCUGCUUCUUAAAUGGUUCUUUUUUUUUUUUUUCUAUCUAUAUUUUUAUGUCAUUGUUUUAUUUAGUUACUUUUUUUAAAUUUUUUUUGUAAAGUCACAACAAACUGACUUUUUUUUUAAAUUUUAAAUAGCAAACCAUUUUAAACCAGGUGAAUAAUAUAAUUGCAUUCUAAGAAGUGCUUUCCCCUAGUUGCUUUUAGUGUUUUGUUCAAUUAUUAAGUGAAAAGAUGAAAGCUUACAGUUUCUGUCAAGUGUAAACAUUACACUUUUCCCUUUUCUGAUAAAUCCAGACCAACCAAAUUACUAUUUCUUUCAAAACAUCAUUACUGAGCAAGAACCUCUGGCGACAGAUGAACAAAGAGAAGCAUAGACAGAAAUGUCCCAAAGGCACAGGAAGUGCUCUUUGGAGCUGAAUUGCUUACGGUGGGAGGGAUUGAAAAUUCAAAUAACAAAUUGAUUAAAUCUUAGUAAAUGAGUACUGGGACUCACCUAAAAUGUAUAAGCUAUCAUAGACAAUUAAAAAAAAUUCAUAUACACAGUUAUCUCCAUUCACCACAGUAUGUAAAGUAAGUUAAAAAAAAUUAAAAGUGAUUUCUGUGAAAGAUGGGGUGAAAAUAGAAGUCAAUGAAGUCAGACCCACCACAGGACUUUGAAAAGGCAUGCAAGAGAGGCCCUGUCCAAGUUCAGGAGUAGGGUGGGAUCCCCAACAAUAAUUCUUCAUUGACUUAUAUGAAGUAGUAUAGUAAUAGCAUAAAGAUCAUGGCUGGAGAUGCUUUUAUGGGUAAUACCAUCAUUUAAAUGGAGUGUCCUUCACACUCAGAUAUUGAAUUUUAUAAUCAGAGUAAUCAAUAACAAACCAUGCUCCUAGAAAUCUAUGCUGAUCAACAGCACUCAUCGUUAAUGUACAUGGUACAUUUUGAUGACUGUUAGACUAAACUAAUUGUGUAGCACUAGGACUAGCACAGUUAGAUUAGUUCCACAGGCAGGAAAGACAUUAAGGGCAAGAGGAGCUAAUGGAGGAGUUAGUCGUUGUGUUGCACCCAGGCGCUGUUGCCAUUUGAAAAGGAAUGGAUGGAACAGGCAUUAAAAUACCUCAGAAUAGCGAGAUGAGGGGUUUAAUAUUCUUGUAGAAGAAAAGCAAAUGUACACUUUAAGAUCAGCUGUAACUGUCUAAUUAUUAUUAUUAUUUUAAAAGUAAAACUAAUGCUUGAGCCAUCACGAACUUGCUUGGGGAGACUUAAGGCUUGAUUCCAAUUUCAUUUACAGUAGGACCAAAUGACUGUAACUUCCCUGACAGUAGAGAAAUUGCUCCUGAUUCACAGGAAUAAGUGGUCUAAGUGAUAUUAGUCUCAGGACCACUGCUGUAGUUAAAACAGAUUUUCUGCCAAAGCAGAGAUAGAAACCUUUUCAGAUAUUGUGAGAAAAUCAGAAAAUCUGUUCCCACCCACUCAAAAAGUUUGAAAUCUGAUCUAUAUAAGAAAGUAGACAAAGCAGAAAGAAUUGUAGAAGUAGUACAACUAUUCUGCCAAACAUUUGCCUGUAACUUUGUAGACUAUGUAUUACAAAAGCAAUUUUAAUUGAAUGAUUAUGAGCCCAGCAAACAUGCUUGUUUUCACAACACAUUUCCAUCUGCCUUUUGUGCCAUAGUCAUUCUGAGUUAUUCUAAAUGACUUAAAAGGUACAGCAAUAAAUAAAACAGCAUUGCUAAAGAUACCUAAAAAAAGAGGAGACAAAAAAAGUAAAUCACGACCCCUUACAACUGAUAAACAGUAAUUCACAGCAUUAAAUGGGCCUCAGGAGCCCACAUUUAAAGGACACUAAAGCAGUAUUUAAAAAACCCUCAUAAAAAUUAGGUGUGCAAACAUAUACCUACUAAACAAAAACAUCCCAACAAUGUAAAAUCGAAAUAAAUUAUAAGUAAAGAAAAUAAAAUGAGGUCAUAGUUCAUUACAUUGUGAAACCUAAAUACCAGUCAUAAUGGUGAAUCAUAAAGACCAGCACGUAUCUCCAUUCUGUGGAGGCUAUUACACCUUCUUUAAAUUCAGAUUUACAAACCUCUACAAAGUAAGAAGGUAUUUUUUAAUCGGGGUAGAAAUUAUGAGACUAAAAAAAUCCUAACCAUCUUAAAUCACAGAACAGUGAUGCUGUUCCUACACAAGCAGUCUAGGGAAGGAAAGAAAGGGGGAGAGGAAGGAGGAAAGGAAGAGUAAAGGAAGAGAGAAGAAAAAGGAAGAUUAAAGGAAGAAGAAAGGAAGAGGAAGAGUAAAAGAAUAGGAAAUCAGAGGAGUAAACAGGAUAAAGGGGAAGGGGAGGCUUAUUUAACUUAUUGCUUAUUCUAUCUUUUUUCAAGAUCUUGUGAAGGUUGAGAAUGUAUUUACACCCUUGUAAAUAUCAGGUAAUCAGCUUUUGAAAUCUCAUUUCCUGUCAUCAUCAGUAGAUAAAUUUUACUAUCAGGGUGCCCUUCUAUCCCUCUACCCAGCAAAAUGUAUUGGCAGUUGACUGUUUUCAAUAAAUUUUACCUCAAUACCCACUCUCACUAGAACAUUAUUCAUUUAUCUUACAAAACUACUAAAAAACUGCCUUCACCUGAAAAAUUUUUCUUUGCAUUUUCCUGUAAAUGAAAAUGUUUGUUAAAAAUUCAUCUAUUAAAAGUUCACGCAGCUCUAAAAAAAA